AUGCCCACUCCUAAAGUAGGGGCUACUCAAUGGCUAGAACAAAUAAAAGACAUACAAAAUCAUGGAGAAGAACAGAAGAUAGCAUCUCAUGUGCAUCCAUACAUUUUCACUGUACCAGAAUCCUUGCGUAGCGAAAGGCAAGAAGCUUACGUGCCUCAGGUAGCUUCUCUAGGACCUUAUCAUCACCUUAAACUUGAGCUAUAUGAAGCUGAAAGAUAUAAAUCUCGGCUUACUAUCCAAGUUGAGAAAAGAGCAAAGAAGGGGCCUUUUGAGGUUUUGGUUAGAGAGAUCAUUAAUAUGGCAGAGGAGAUAAGAAAUAGCUACAAUGAUCCUAUUGAAUGCAACAAUGAGGUAUUAGGGUGGAUGAUGGCUCGAGAUGCUGUGUUUAUUCUGGAGUUUCUUGGCUGCUAUAACCUAUGUCAGAGCCCACGGUAUCAAGAGGCAAACCCUUACCUCCAAUGUGUGGAUGCAGUUUUUCACCCAGAAAGAAAGAGCCCAUUGUUCUUCCCGUUUCAAGCUGAUAUUUUUAAGCUGGAGAACCAAGUCCCACUCUUCAUUUUGAAAAAAGUUCUGGCAUGGGAAACUGGCUCAGAAGAUCAAGCAAUGGACAGACUUAAAAUGACAAUUUCAAGUGCCUGUAAGAAGUUCUCCCCUUUCAUACCCGUUAAAGAAUCAUAUCGUUCCCUUACACGAGCACACAGCAAUAUUUCACUUAAUGAAAGGCAUAUACUGGAAUGCCUUUACAAUUUUGUAAUCCCAAAUGAAAAUGCUGCUCAGGUUAGUGUUUCUCUUGAAGAUGGUCAGAAUAGAACCGUGGCGAGGUUCGAAAGUUUUCACUUUCUUCGCCAGAUAACAUCAAGAUUUAUAGACUGUUUGUCUCGGUCUUCAAAAUCACGUGUCAAAGCUGACAAAAAUCUGCCUUCGGCCGCAGAAUUACACAGGAGAGGAGUAAAAUUUGCUCCUUUUACAUGGGCAUCUGAAAUAAUAAGGUUUGACCGAGCCAGCUCUACUCUGUUCCUCCCCUGUAUAGAAAUGGAUUACAGAACAGAUGUUUUCUUGAGAAACAUGGUGGCAGUGGAAGCAUUCAUGAUGUGGAAAACCAGAGUGUUUACUUGCUACGCAGAUCUGAUGGACAGACUCAUUGACACUCCUAGUGAUGUUGCAGUGCUGAAAAGGUAUGGAAUCAUCACCAGCGACUUGGGAAGUGAUAAAGAAAUAAGCAAUCUGUGGAAUGGCAUUCGCAGAUCAAUGUGGAGGAGUGCAUAUGAGCCCAUUGACCAAACUAUCAAGGAUGUCAAUGCUUAUUACAGAAGCAGAUAUGGAGUUUUACUGGGUGAGUUUCUACAGGAACAUUUUUCAAACCCAUGGCGAGCUGCAUCAGUGGUGGGAGCAUGUACUCUGCUUGUCCUAGCUUUCUUGCAGACGCUAUUCUCAUAUUAUCAACUGUACCCUUAUCAUCACCGUCAUCAUCAUAAACCCUAG
Cryptomeria japonica (Japanese cedar) is the source of this 1482-nucleotide messenger RNA. Its product is annotated as putative UPF0481 protein At3g02645. NCBI's taxonomy places the organism in Eukaryota, Viridiplantae, Streptophyta, Pinopsida, Cupressales, Cupressaceae. The transcript has a single exon. The coding region runs from base 1 to 1482 and encodes 493 amino acids. The record is from RefSeq and is a predicted model, not a curated record.